UUGGACUACUGCAAGCGGAACUCGUGCGGAAAAAAGUGCCAAAAAGUACCAGGAAAUAUGAAAUGCUCAUUUUCGUAAUUGACAUUUAGGGUGAUUAUGCAUUUAUGUGUCGCAUUCGACUUUAAAAGCAUUAUUGUUAUAAUCUAGGGGCGUGGUUUCGAAGCAGAGCACCUCCCCUCAUACGUGGCAAAUGGCCUCCUGCCACAUCCCAUAAUGCCAGCUCACAAGUUUCUAAGAAACAAAGCGCCCUUGUUUGACAAACUAUGCCUAACUAAUUAUCACGUCUGUCUGUUUUGGGAUUGAGUUCAGAGACAAAAAAAUAAUCUUGUUUUUUUCCAUUCAAUGAUGUGUAAUCUGGAAAAACAAUGUCACAAAAGCUCCUACAAAAAGGAAAAGGUAACAAAUAGCACAAAACGCUGGCAGUUCUACCUCUGUGGUCCACUAGAGGGCGCCAAAUUAAUGUCUACGUAUACUACAGACACUUGGUUUUUCUUCAAUCAAAGAGCGAUCCAAUCCAUGGACUUUUAUGGGAAACGGAGCCUUUAUGGCGAUAACAUUUGUUAAUACAACACACAAGUCUUAAAAUGAGCAUUUGCAAAGACCUUGCUUGAGACGUACACUUAAUGACGAGUCCCACUUUAGUGACAAAUUCACAAACAUUCCAUGAGGGCAUUCUUUUUUUUUUUUCUUCAAGUAAACUAGCUUUCGAGGGACAACUGUAUUGCAUUUGGACCGAAAUGGAACAGAAAAGGCACGAUUCCUUCAAAGUGAUUAUUUCCGAGCGUCCCCUGAAUGCACCACGACUGCACGCCCAGUCCGGGUGACAGCAGACGCCGCCCGCCGCCAUCCAGGUGCUCACCUCGGGGAGAGCGUCUCUCCGGGCCCGCCCUGUCUUCGGAGCUCCUACCUGGAUGAGGAAGAGUACCAGCACCGUGCUAUGCUUUGUCUGCGAGGACCGCCAACUCAGGCCCCGAACCCCCUCCCCGGAAAAAUGAAGCGGCAACACGGUCCAAAAAUGAGGACGGCCGCAUUUUGAGUCGCCCGUGUCGUGUCCACCCGAAGCCGGCCAGCGAAGCAGCCACCCGGGGGGCAAGGCUACCAGACUUCGCGGCGCCAUGGCGGGGCUCAUCAAGAAGCAAAUCUUGAAGCAUCUCUCCAGGUCAGCGAGGCACACUCACAACCGGGGGAGGGGGGCUCGGGUGGCGGAUUCAGCCGUCAUCCAGAAGCCGCUCGAGGGUUAACCACCUGCAAGGUCCGACGGAAAGACGCUGUUGUUCGUCACUGUGGCUCCGGGCGGCGUGUCUGCCCUCGCAGCCGCCGCGUGGCGACUGUCAAGUGGCCUUUUCCCCUCCACUGACCCGCUGAGCUCACGGAGCUAGCCGGGCUAAGCUAACAAGCUAGCGGGGCUAAUCCCUCCCUCGCCAGGCUAAAUGGCAGGUUCAACCGGUCGCCCUUCAGAGUCUGAUUUAUUCAAAUUACAAUCUCAGUCGUGCCUUCAACGUCACAUACUCUCCUAAAUAUUAUACUUUUAUAUUAUUGAAUAUCAACUGUGGAGCAACACAAACGUGUUUCAACGUGUCAUUCCAUAACAGCGAGUAUCUUUUGUUUUCACCCCAUUAAACUUGCCAUGUCAUCUCAUUGCACCCCUUGAUAACCAUAUUCCGCUUCAGAGGUGUUGUUUAAAAUUCUAAAUGUGUAUAAUUUGCUCACUCCAUGUUUUUAUUUUUCAUUUUUAUUUUUUUAAAACUAGCUAUAAGGUGGCUGCAUUAUUUAUUCCUUUCCAGGGUUUCCUCCAGGGACUCUUCAAUGGCUGAGCUCCUGUGACGUCACCCAUUGUUAUUCCCACCAUCCACCUGCUGGCAAUUUUAUCAGCCUCUUUUCUUCAUUUAUGCAAAUCAGCCAUUCAGAAGUUUGUCGAAGUCGAGUCGUUGUGGUUGCGGGUGUCGACUGGGGUGCAAACGUACGUGCGAGACUUCACCGAGGCAGCAGAUGUGGUUCGCCAAGAACCUGUCGCCCGACAAGAUCAACCUGAGCACGCUGAAGGGCGAGGGCCAGCUCACCAACCUGGAGCUGGACGAGGAGGUGCUCCAGAGCCUGCUGGAUCUUCCCACCUGGCUGGCCAUCAACCGCGUGUGCUGCAACAAGGCUGCCAUUCGCAUCCCGUGGACCAAGUUGAAGACUCACCCAAUUUCUCUGACACUGGAUAAAGUGGAAAUGGAAAUGAGCACCUGCGAUGAACCCCGCCCCCCCAACGGCCCCUCCCCCAUAGCCACCGCCUCCGGCCAGAGCGAGUACGGCUUCGCGGAGAAGGUGGUGGAGGGCAUGUCGCUGUCCAUCAACUCCAUCGUGAUCCGCAUCAGCGCCAAGGCCUUCAACGCGUCCUUCGAGCUCUCGCAGCUGCAGGUGUACAGCGUCAACACCACCUGGUGCGUCAGCAACCUGCGCUUCACGCGCAUACAGGACCCGCAACGGGGAGAGCUCCUGACGUUCAAGGAGAUCAGCUGGCAGAUGAUCCGCAUCGAGGCCGACGCCAUCCAGAGCGCCGAGCACGACAUGCUGAGCGCACCCAUUCGCCUCAUCACCAACCAGUCCAAAAUUCGAGUCACGCUCAAGCGACGCAUGAAGGACUGCAACGUGGUGGCCUCCAAGCUGGUUCUGAUCCUGGACGACCUUCUGUGGGUGCUGACCGACUCGCAGCUCAAAGCCAUGGUGCAGUACGCCAAGUCGCUCAGCGAGGCCAUGGAGAAGUCGGCGCAGCAGAGGAAGAGCUUGGCCACCGAGGAGCAGGUGUCGUCCGGGGCGCCCUCGGCCCAGCAGGCGCGCACGCAGCAGACGUCGACGGCCGCCGAGCAGAGCGCCACCAUGGCCGAGCUGUUCAGCGACUACGACGUGUGCGAGACCUCGCACCACCUGCAGAUCACGCACCUGGACCUGCACAUCUGCGACGACAUCCACGGCGCCGACAAAGCGAACAACAAGAGGAUCUCCGGUGGAGCCAUGCAGUUGUCCUUCAGCUCCAUCACGCUGGACUACUACCCGUUCCACAGAGCCGGUGACAGCUGCAGCCACUGGAUGCACUACAGCGAGGCCACCAAAAAGCGAGAGGACUGGGCGCGCGGCCUCCUGGACGAGUUCAAGUCCAACGUGGAGAUGCUGAAGAACGUGGUGCGAGGCCAGCAGGGCGCGGCUCCUGCGCACAGCUCACCUGGGAAGAUCAACACGUCGUCCACCUCGUCCUUCAGCCCUCUGCCUGAGAGUCACAAGACGCAGCUCAUGUCCAGCUCCGUGGUCCUCAGGGUGGCCGACUUCAGCAUCUACCAGGUGUCCACGGCGGACCAGCGUCGCUCCAGUCCCAAGACCAUGAUCUCCUGCAACAAGAAGUCCUUGUACCUUCCUCCAGAGAUGCCGGCCAUCCACGUCGAGUUCACCGAGUACUAUUUCCCAGACGGAAAAGACUAUCCCGUCCCGUGUCCCAAUCUGUACGCGCAGCUGAACGCCCUGCAGCUGGUCCUGGAUCCCCGCAGCCUGGUGUGGAUCAACCUGUUCGCUCUGGACCUGCGGCAGAGUCUGGAGCAGUUCAUGGAGAUCUACAAGCUCAACGACUCGCAGAAGCCCGACGAGCACGUGGACAUCAAGGUGGACGGCCUCAUGCUGAAGCUGGUGAUCCCGGCCGAUCGGGACCCCUCCUGCCCGCCCGACCUUCCUCGCUCCGUCUCGGUGCAGACGUCCGAGAUGGUGGCCACCAACACCCGGCACCCGGCCAACUGCACCCGCGCCCACCUGGAGGCCCUCCUGCACGCCUUCCAGGAGGAGCCCUUCUUCUCGCCCUCCUUCGUCUCCUUUCCUCGCUCCUCGUCCUCGCUGCCGCUCCUCCACCCCGUUUUCCACUCCCACGCCCACGAGCAGGACACUCGGCUGCACGACAUCUACCGGGGCCUGGUGGUGCCCGCCAUGAGGGCCGACGCCCUCAAAAUGCCGGCAGCCGCUGACUUUUGGGCGCUGCACUUUGCACAAUUUUGGGUGGACUACGAGGGAAAAGGGCGGCCGCAGCCCUUCGUGGACUCUUUCCCCCUCACCGUGUGGGCCUGCCAGCCCGCCAAGCUCCUCCAGCACCAGGAGAAGCUGAGAGGAACGUCCCAGAGCUCCUCAGCAGAGUCCGCCGGGCGCCUGCAAAGGAAGCGGCUGCUGAAGGAGUUCUACAGCGCCGACAGCGCGCCCGCGCCGUCCCACAAUCCGUCGAACGGACUCCAUAAACCGCAAUCGUUAGACAGUUUGCCUUCUUCUCCUUCGACGUCUUCCAGCAAAGAUGCUGAUGUCCACAUGCUGGUGCAUGUUCAAAAGCAUCUAAGCGCUCAGGUGAGCCACCAGCAGUACGUGUUCCUGAUGCGUCUGCAGCGCAGCAUCAAGGCCCUGCAGCAGACCUUGCAGCAGGACCUGGAGGAGAUGGGAGGGCUGCGCAAGGCUCCGGCUCAGCGCCCCGCCGACCACCGGCCCUUCGCCGUCUGCCUGGGCCUCCUGCUCAAGAGCGCCGAGGUCUCCCUCCUCCUCAAGCCCGUCGCCCAGCCGGAAGGCUCCGGAUCUCCUCUCGGUUCUGAGCUGUCCCCUUCGGAAAGCAGAGGAACCAUGGAGCCGGGCGCCGAGGGAGAAGGUAAAGGGAGCUCCAGCGUGGAUCAAAUGUUGUGUGGAGACGUCGCCGACGCAAAAGCGCCACGGGGGCCCGACCCGCUCGUGCCCACCGCCGCUGUGGCGUCAAAUCACAAGCCCUCACUGGAGGAGAGGACUCCUUCUGCUAAGAAUGCCGGGAGGUGGAAUUCCGAUGAAGGUGGGGAGAUGGUGGCCGAGGUUUUCGCCGGCGAGGACGAAAGCGGGUUGCAAAAAGCGACAGGUGAGCCGCUUUGUGAGGACAAAGCUGCGGCCGCCAAGAUGCCCCAGUCCACAUCCAGGAAAGGAAGUUUGUCUGUCGUUUCCGAUCUCCUCAGCUCCUCAUCUACCAGCAGAUCCACCUCCCUUUAUUCCAUGUCCAACAUCGGGCGUCUGAUGCGCGACCGCUCGCAGUCCACUUUCUCGGUGUCCUACAAGAACAUGAAGAAGAGUCCGUCGCUGCAGUCGCUGGACAACGUAUCCAUUGACAGCUACCUGCUGGAGGACGGCGACGCCUACAGCCUGCUGGAAAGAGAUGACAUGUCCGUCUCAGGAUUCAAGGCCACCAACGAGAGCUCGGCGGAGGCCGCCGCCGCCGCGCCCGGCCCGGAGCAGGAAGGAGGCGUGUCCCCUGACACCGUCAGCGCCGCGUCGCAGAGCAUCGACGAACCCUCCAAGGACAUCGUGUCGGUGCUGGUGCUGAAGGUCCACUCGGUGUGCGUGGGCGUGGAGGCGGUGGGCGAGAGCACCGCCGUGGCUCUGGAGGUGGACAAAGUCACGCCCGUGCAGCUGGGCAACGUCAGCCUGCGGCAGUACCUCAGCAGCCGCAGCCUGGGCGGGGGCGAGGUGCGCUCACCGGCCACGGGGGCCCCCCGCCGCCACCCGGAGCUGCACGCCCGGCUGGAGAGCGGGCCGCACGCCGCCGCCCGCUCGCCGCUGGCCGAGCGUAACGGCUUCCUGCAGCUGCAUCUGCACGGCUACCGGGCCGGCCUGCUCGUGUCCACGCUGCGCAACCUGGCCCACUUCCUGGAGGAAGACACGACGCCGCGGGUGUUGCCCAUGGAGAUCAGCGUACGGGACACGCACAUACACUUGAAGGACGACGGGCAACGCGAAACCCCGUCCGACUCUGAGCCCAUCACGCUGCACGUGGACAGCCUGGUCGUCCACCGACGGGACGACGGCGCCUUCUCCGUCGGAGGUCAGACGCCCGCGCGUGACGCUGACACAACCCGCGGUUACGUAACCCCGCUUGUGUUUCCUCCCCCCGCAGCGGACGCCCAGGCGAAACGCUCGUCGUCGACGGACGGCGCCUCGAGUCCCGUCGCCGAGACCGCCCCCGCCGCCCCCUCGACCCACGAACAAAUGCUGAUGGAGGAGAACGAAUGCCUGAAAGUGGAGCUGUCCCGGGCCAAAAUGGCGCUGGCCGAGGUUCAGAUGGAGAGGGACUCGCUGCUGCACCAAAUCAACAGCCUCAAGGUCAACACCAGCUAGCCGCUCGCCACGUGGACGUUUUCUUUCCCAACGUCACGAUUCCUCCAUGAAGCAAUGCAGAGACUUUUUUGUUGUUUUUUUUUUUUUUUUAACACAAAUGAAGUGUGCGUGUGUUGUGAUGUGGACUUAAAACGGUCGAAUCAAAUCUUCGUGAAUGUUACUGAGGAAUGUCGCCAGGAAAAGAUCAAUUUUGCACAUCAUGCUCUUAUUUGUGUGUGUUUUUUUUGGUCAUUUUAGAAUGUGGGAGCUCUUUUGUACACGGGUCAGAGCGGUUCCACAGUGUUGAAUGUGCGCACAUCUGUGAGAACUAGCAUUUCAUUCCCCAGAUGGGUUUUUAUGGGUUGGGCCGCUUCCCACCUAUUUUUCUAGGACAAAAUGUACAGCGCAUACGCGCAGCGUCGCUUCAAUGCUCUUUGUGCGUCUUUCUGCGCUUCAUUGAAAUGUACAAAAGGCAGGAUUAUUAUCACGUCAUAAUUUGUCUGUUGAAGCUGCUGACAUGCUGAUUAAAAAAAAAAAAGAGCGAGAA
Molecule: messenger RNA, 6661 nt
Organism: Phyllopteryx taeniolatus (common seadragon)
Lineage: Eukaryota; Metazoa; Chordata; Actinopteri; Syngnathiformes; Syngnathidae
Gene: bltp3b
Product: bridge-like lipid transfer protein family member 3B
Exons: 22
Coding region: 1990-6135 (1381 amino acids)
Source: RefSeq, a predicted model, not a curated record